GUCACUCAGUCAGUGUGUCGCUCUGUCAACAUUUCUACGGACUGCUUCUUUAAACAAAAAAAUAACCCUAACAACACUUUGCUUUGGGUUUUUUUUUUAUUACCACCACCACCACCACCACUACCACUACUACUUCUUUGGACUGUUUAAAUCUACUUUUUAUUUGAUUUUUUUUUUUUGACAGGCUGCACCGGGCUUUUCUCACAGGCUUUCCUGGUGAUGACCUCACUGCUGUUCCCUGGCAACGCCCACGCUGCGAUGAAGGACCUCUCUUCUUCUGCCUCUCCUCUCACCACCCUGCUCCACUACCCUUCAUCCAAAACUUCCGUCGUGCCCUUCUCUCCGUCCACCGGUGCUGCCACCUCGCCCGGGUCGCCACUGACGUCGGCGCCGCUCUCCAAACCUCAACCUUUCUGCCUCCAGACGGGACCGCACCUCAUCGCCAGCAUGCAGCUCCAGAAGCUCAACUCGCACUACCAGAACCUCGCCGGCGCUUCUGCUGGACACCCGACGCCUGGCGGAGCUCAGAGGGGCUUCGGUACCUCGCAGCUGGGCGCCGGAAACCAAAUCUUGGGGCCUUCGGGAGGUCUCGGAGGAGGUGGGAUGGGUGUCGGCAUCAGCAUGGGGAACCAGGGCUCCGGCACCAAUGGGAUUAUCGACUUUGACCCCGUAGACGAAGAGGUUCUCAUGUCUCUGGUGGUGGAGCUGGGUUUGGACCGAGCCAACGAGCUGCCUGAACUCUGGCUGGGUCAGAACGAGUUUGACUUCAUGUCAGAUGUGCCGGCCGGUUGCUGACCUACGAGAAGAAGAAAAUACCCAAAUUCGUUGGAAUCGAUUGACGAAGAGAGAGAAAACUUUAUCUCUUGUCUUGAUUUUGUCUUUCCCUCCCUUUCUUGGUUGAUAAAACGAGGAAACAGAAGAGACACUGAGUUAUCGAGAGGCAGAGUUAUUAGAGGUGUACUUUUGUUUCUCGUUGGCUUUCAUACUUUCUGCGGGCAAAGAGACUCAUCAAAGAAAAAGCUUGCUUUUGAUUUUUUCUCUUUUUAUAAUGGAGUAGUACUCUUGCGGAAAGAGAGAGAGCGUGAAAUCUUUUUGUUUUUUCCUUUAAUUCAAUCUGUGCUUUUGUUUUGCCUCCUUCUGCAUUUGAUUUUUACUUUUACUUUUCAUUUAAAGAGGAAAAACAGAAGCGAAGAGUCAUUGCUGUGGGACGGUCUCGUCUUUUUCUUCCAUCACUCCAUCAUGCUGGCUAAAUGAAAACAAGUUGAUUAACGCACGAAGGGGGGUCGACAGAGAUGACAAAAGACACACCUGUUGGGACUUCCCCUGUCCUCCGUGCCGUCCUCUGUGAGCGCUUUAAGGAAAAUGAAAAUGGGAUACAUGUCUUUAUGGGAGAUUUGCGAAUGACAAACACCACGUUUCCUGUUUUCUUAAUGGACACUAUUAGACUCCGGUCUCAUGGGAAAGA
Messenger RNA from Scomber scombrus (Atlantic mackerel), 1465 nucleotides. RefSeq names its product Cbp/p300-interacting transactivator, with Glu/Asp-rich carboxy-terminal domain, 1 (gene cited1). Bases 220 to 795 code for a protein of 191 amino acids. Lineage: Eukaryota; Metazoa; Chordata; Actinopteri; Scombriformes; Scombridae. The record is from RefSeq and is a predicted model, not a curated record. Gene Ontology annotation, cellular component: nucleus. The transcript has 2 exons. Gene Ontology annotation, biological process: regulation of DNA-templated transcription.